Helicoverpa zea (corn earworm) is the source of this 683-nucleotide messenger RNA. RefSeq names its product protein takeout-like. Lineage: Eukaryota; Metazoa; Arthropoda; Insecta; Lepidoptera; Noctuidae. The record is from RefSeq and is a predicted model, not a curated record.
AUGUUUGACGGAGACCAGUGCUCCGCUGUUUGACGAGUUUGUCGUGGAAUGCCCGGAGUACCACCCUCGGAUCCUCUGCAUCUUGACUCAUUUGAAAUCAACCAGCCUUCGAUAAAUUACGCGAUAACUGAUGCUACUCUUUCUAGAUUCAAGAACUGCGCGGUGGAAACAGUAAGGAUCAACGCAAAAGAAUUGAAAUAUGAUUAUCACAUUGGAUGUCCACAUCUCACUCUAGAGUCGGGAUAUGAAAUCAAGGGCAAAGUAGGCGAUAAAUCAGUCGAAGGAAAAGGCACUUCAACUACUGAUUUCUACGACUAUCAUUUGCUAUUUGAUGGCGAUUUUUCCAGCAGAAAUGGUGAAAAUGGAACAGUAUUCCUCCAUUUGGUAAAUCACAACUUGAAAAUAGUAGUCAAAGAAAACGUGAAGUAUGACUACAAGAACUUAUUUGAUGGUGAUAAACAAAAAUCUGAUGCAUUCCUCAAAUUCGUCAAUGAAAACUGGCAAAUAAUGGACAAAACGAUAAACGAACCGGUGAUAAACGCUUUUAUGAAUAUUUACAUCGACAACGUCAAUGCAUACUUAAACAUUGUGCCUGUUCAACGCUUGUUUUCCUACGAAGCAUAAAUCGUUCAAUAUUAUUUGCAGAUCAAUGUCUUGCUUCAAUAUAAUAAUCCACAAGCAUG